AUGCGUAACUGGGAUGUUCGUAUUUUUGCUUUAGAUAUAUCUCGGAUUAAUAUCCGUUUUUCAACAUUUAAAAAGUUUAGUGGGGCCCUUGAGGGUUUUGACGAAAAUUUUAGCAAAAACCUUUAUGGGUUUUGACGUUUUCAGGUUCUUCAGGGUUUCGAUGAAUAGUUUAGUGGCCCCUUUAGGGUUUUGACGUUUUAAUGACCACCUUAGCGUCCUCUCCAAGUAGUCCUUGAGGAAUCGCUUAAGUGGCCACUAAAUUUAUUCCCUACAACCUGUUCUAGGCAUGGAAAAACUAAUCAAAAUCACUGGCUCAUCAUGUUUUUUAUUAGGAAAUUUUCGAUAAAAAAUUCUUUUUUUCAUUGUAGGAUACGUAUAUCAAAGAUUUUUCGACCUUUUUAGGAACGAUUGCUGAGAAAAUGUUAAGUGACCACUUAAGGGUUUUGAAGAUUUAAUGGCCUCUACAGCCGUUGAAUUAGUGGCCACCUAAGUGACUAAAGCUUGUUGGCCUGUUCAGAAGUUUGAUUGGUACUACGAGACUACAAAAAAUACUACAGUAGCCACCAAGUCGCAAAACAGAGGCUUCUAAAGAGGUGGAUCUAGUGGCUACUUAAGUGUCCUCUUCAAAUGUUCCUUAAGGGACCUCCUAAGUGGCCAGUAAAGUUUUUUUUCCUGUAAAGAAAGGCUGAUUUUCGGAAAUUGAUAUACACAAAAUUUUUAAAUUUUUUUCGGGCUUUUUUUUGGCCUGAAAUGAAGCUUUGGCUUAGAUUCCAAUGAACUUUCGAAGUUACUAUUCAAAAGAAUUCCAUCUUUCAGGAAAUCGUGGCGGAGUCGGCCUACGUUUUCACGAAUGGCCAUCCGCUUUUGGAUUUCCCGGCGCCCGGUCUCACCAAAGUCAUUCCAAUCGGAGGGCUGAACGUCCAGAAAGGCACUAAAACCAAGAAACUUAAACUUUCCGAGGUUAGAAACUGAUCAAAUGAAAGGAAAGUCAAGAUUUUAAGGAGUGGGAAAAGGUACUUUCCGCGAGAAAAUCAACGGUUCUCGUGUCCUUUGGCUCAAAUAUGAGAUCAGUAGACAUGCCUGAGGAAUACAAGUCGGUUAAAACUUCAAAGUCUCUAGUCCAAGAAGAAUUUUUCUAGGAAAGUCUUCCUCUCUGUUUUCGAAACGAUGCCAGAAACGACCUUUAUUUGGAAAUACGAAGAGGAAGGCGCCAAAAUCGCCGAUCACUUGCAAAAUGUCAAACUGAGCACUUGGGUGCCGCAAAACGAACUUUUAGGUUCAAUUUGAAACAUUUUAGGGUUCAAUAAGUUGAAAAUUUACAGCUGAUGAUCGACUAACGACUUUUAUCACUCACGGGGGCCUUGCCAGUACGAUGGAGCUCGCUUUCCUCGGAAAACCGGCGAUUAUGGUGAUUUUUGAGGCUUUCAGUGUAAUUAAAUGUAGUUUUUGAGACCUUCUAACUUUGACAAGAAUUUUUUGAAGGAUAUCAGAAAAAAACUAUAGAGAAGAGUCUCUGUUAAAAAACUUUGUUUUCUCGAAGAAUGAAGGAUAAUUUCACGUGGUUUUAUUAUUAUCAAGACGCUUAGGAAUCCCUCUCAUACGGUAUAAAAUAAGUGGCCACUAUAGGGGUAUGAGUCAUACCCCUAUAGUGGCCACUUAUUUUUUUGCUAGACAAGUUUGAUCAUUUUUAAUGAAACUCCUUAAGUAGUUACUAGAAGUUAUAUAACAUUAAACAUUGAGUUCAGAUCUCUUUAGGGACCACUACGAGUUCCAGAGACUCCUAUCCCUAUAGUGGUCACUAAUAUUUUAGAUCACUUGGUUUUUGUCCAAUAGAACUCUCAAAGUACUUACUAGCAGUUUUAUGACCUCGAAAUUUCGCUCAGAUCCCUUCAGUGACCACUUCAAUCUUCAUAAAGUCCCCUGAAGUGACCACUUCUUCGCUCUUUAGAGAUUCUUGAAGUCUAACUUUCUUUUCAAUUAAGCUUUUGAAGUAGUUACCAGAAGUUCUAUGACCUCAGAAUUUCGAUCAGGUCCCUUUAGUGACCACUUAGAUUUACGAAAAAGAUCUCUGAAGUGACCACUUCUGGGCUCUCUAGAGCUUUUUUAAAGUCUAAUUUUUCACUGGAACUUCUAAAGUGGGUACUGGCAGUUCUCUCGCCUUAGAAUUUCGCUCUUAGUCAGAUCCCCAAAGUGGUCUUUUUUACUUUGUGAGGACUUCAAUAAGAUCUUUGAAGUGGCCACUUUAUCGCUCUCUAGAGCUCUUCUAACCUCGGGUCACAUUUCUGACUGAAAUUUUGGAGUUUUCAGAUCCCAAUGUUCGCGGACCAAGGCAGGAACGCGCUAAUGUUGUCCCGACACGGUGGAGCCGUCGUCUUGGACAAAAAAGACCUGCAUGAUAGCAAGAAAAUCGCUGAUACCAUCAAGAAAGUCAUCAAUGAUGACAGGUUGAACUGAUUAAAAUGAUAAAAAGUUAUUAUUUUCAUUCAGUUAUCGAAAAGAAACGCUGAAGAACUGGCAAAGAGGCUUGAAAAAAAUACCCAUUGGACCAGAAAAAGGUCUUCGUCGAUCACGUCGAAUUUGCCGCCGAGUUAGUUUUUUUCUGUAUCUUUCUGAAGAUUUUUUUGAAAAAAAUUUUAUUGAAGCUGAACUAUCAAUUUUGUUGGAUUCAAAAUAAGCUCAACAAUUAAAAAAAUUUUUAAAAGCUUUAAAAAAAUUUCCUUUUUUUCGCUGGAGCGCACUUUCCCCCGCCAAUUCAAAUUUUUUUCACAUUUUAAAAAAAGUUAAAAUAUGUUUUUUUCCAGAUUUCGGCCGGCUACCGAACCUGGUUCCACACGGACGUCACCUCUCCCUCAUCCAGUACUAUUUGGUUGACGUCAUCGCCCUUGUGAUCACCGGACUAGUGACGUCAUUGAUAAUCUUGUUCUUUGUCUUUAGGUUCUUCGUUCGUAAAUAUUUGUGCGGAAAGCCCAAAAAAGAAAAAGCUCAAUAAUUUCCUAUUUAGUUGAAAAUAUUGCAUUUUGCUCGCAUUUAUGUACAGAUUUUUAUUUGGAAAUAAAAAUUAUUUUUGAAAAGUUGAAAGGUUUUUUUGAACUCUUGUUGAAGGCCGAUCAUUAUUGUUUGAAAAUUUGCAUUGAAAGGUUCAUCAAAAGCUGAAUUAAAAUUCAAAGGAUCAAUAAAUUUAAAGAGGUUGGUCCUGAAGCGAUAAGUGAACAAGAAGAUUACGGUAGUGUAUCUAAAUUCGAAAAGGGACUAGUCUUGAAUGCGAUACAAUUAAAAGUGCAGAUCCAAUAAAAAGUCUAUAAAAAGUCCAGAUGUGAAUUAUACAUUUAAAGGCGCAGGGCGGAGCCAGGAAAAAAGUGUUCGCUCAAGCUCCGCCCCUAACGGCUUGAAAAACCAAUCAGAGAGCGGGCCAUCCACAGAGCGUUUCCGAAUGACGUCAUUGUACUUGAUUUUCAAAAUCUGAAAAGACUAUGCGCCUUUAAAUUUUGAAUCGGUGUUCACAAAAAUAUAAGAUUUUUCGUCGCGGGACCUUUUUUUCAAAAUUCACUGAGAUUUUUGUAGCGAAAAAAUGUCCCAGUUGCCUUGUUUUUUCCUCGCCUUGCUAUCAGAAAGGGCCCCGUUUUAUGGUCAUUCCGGCCGAAUGCCCACCGCCAAGGUUGUUGUUUUCUUCUUCAUUUUCCUAUUUCAAACCUCAUUCAAUGUAAAUGCCUACAAAGUCCUUGUUUAUAACGUCCUCGCCGGUCAUAGCCAUGUCAAAUUCAUGUCGACACUUGCGGAUACUCUCACGGAAGCUGGACAUGACGUGGUGGGCUUUUUUGGGUUUUUUGUGUAGGUUUCAGCAUUGAAAACUAUGCUGAAGUGUUUAAAAACGCUUCAGAUUGCAGAACUGAUGAUAUUUUUGAAUAAUUUUCGAGUUUUUCCAGUUUUUCGGUUGAAAAUCUUCAGAUAAGCGUUGUGAAGUUUCUAAAAAAAAAGAGAGAAUAGAUAGUUUUACUGUGAAAAAACCAGUUUUUCAGCUAAUUCGGCUGUUAGUUUGAGGGAUAAUUGAAUUAGGAAGAUUUUUUACGUGAAUUUUUGCUAGAAAAAAAAAUUAGCAAUGCCCGUAAAUGGGUUUAAAACUUGAGAUUAUUUGACUUAUUUUUAAAAGUUCUUUGAAAGAGACCCUGUAUACUGAUUACAUAGAGAAUUCCGAGAAAUAUACACGUCUUUAAAUCCAUUUACGGACCGUAAACUUUCAUUCUUACCGUCUCAAAAAAGCUAGAAAGGUGUUGCUUUUUAAUAAAUUUAAUAGCUCACAAAAAAAUGAUCCUGAAUUUUUUUAAAAUUGAAAAAAGACGUUAUUGCAUGUCGAAAGUUCCGAAAAGUUCAAAACUCGUUAGAGAAAGAAAAAGAUAACUAAAUUUUGGAGAGUCAGAGACAAUUUUGAACUCGCGGAAAUUACCCUAAAUACAGAGUAUUUUUCGAAAUGACUUGAUUUGAGACUUUCAGACCGUCCUUUUCCCAGUUCUUGACCCAUCUUCGGUCAACAAAACAACUCUGAAACUGACCGAAAAGGUCCAUUUAUUUUUUUACCAGUUUGAGUUUAAGUUUUUCAGACAAUAUUCGUGCCACUGGCGGAAGAACUGAAGCCGUAUUUAAAGAAAAGAAGUGAUGAUAUGAGGGCCAUGUGGAAGGCGCCGGUUUCUUCCAUGUCCAUGUUGCAUGUUCGCUUUUUUUUUCAUAAUAUCACAGAUUUUUAAAUUUUCCUGAAAGAUAUUAUGAGCUCCUGAAAGAUUCAAAAAACCUCGCUUGAGAAUCUUUUUCGGGCAAAAAAACAUCUUAAAAAUCUUUUCAAAAAGAAAUAUUCCUUCGUCCUUUUUUCUCAAUUUUAUAACUUCUAAGGACAGUCUUACGAUGAAAAAUCAAGAAUAGGCACUAGACAUGAAACAUAAAUAGAGUAUAAGAUCCCGAGACGGCGUUUUUUGACGACCGCUCAUUUUUUUCCCGUAAAAUGUAGGGUGUCGUGUGCAUACACUGCGGCGCUCUCGCACAUGCCGUUUUCAUAUUAAUUUUCGCGAAAUUCAACACCCCGUCAUUCUUGGUUUUGCAUUUUCAUCUAUUAAUAAAAACGCCGUGCCGAAAAUGCUUGAAAAUAAUCUUUUCAUCGAAUCGGACCAUUGUUACAUUAAUAAAAUUUGAAAUUUUUUUUUCAGAACAUGAAGGUCGUAUCGAUUCGGUUCUCUACACAAUGUGUGAGUAAGUUAUUCAUUUUGUUCAAAUCAAAUGUUUUAUUUCUACACAUUGACACGAAGUACUAAAAUUUACAAAAAUUUAGGGAAAAAUGUAGGAAAAAUCGUAUCUUUCUUUUUUUAUUUAUCAUAAAUUGACUAUAUAAAUCUUUGAAGAAGUUCUCUCGGACGAAAGUUUGAUGGAGAAACUUCGCGUCGAGAAGUUCGAUAUCGGAAUCGGGGGAGCCGUAUUGUCAGUGCCCUUUUUCGUGAGUGAAUUUAUUUGAAAUAGCUUUUCUGAUCAAAUUUCGAAAGAGAAUAGAUUGAACUAUUAUAUACGAAAAUCCAAGAAAAACUUUUGAAAAUUUAAAAAUUCAACUUCACUGAGAAAUUGCCCAUGGAGCGCGUUUUCAUUCAAGUUUUCGGUUCACGAAGCCGGAAAUUCCAAGAUGUUUUUUUUUCUAUGCUCCGUUUUUACAUCAAGCUUUCGAGCUAAAUUUUCUUGCUGAAUAGCAAGAAACUCUCUAAAAAAAGACAUCACUUCUUUUUUUGGAACUUUUAGACCUCUUAUUCAUGGAAGACAGAAAAAGAAGGAUUUUUUUGAGAUUUUUUCAGUCCUAUUCGAAGCUCUGAAACUUCCAUCAUCUGUGGCCGCAUAUUCAGCUGUCGUUUUUGAUCAUGUUUCUGGGGCUAUCGGGAAACCGGCGGCGACUAGUUAUGUGCCAGGUUAAUCAGUCUUUUAAUUCUUAAUGCAAAUUCUCAUUUUUCAAAAAAAAAAAACUUGUUUGGAUCAAUAUGUAUGACGAGGUCAAAAAUAUAGAGAAAAAAAUUUUUUUCUCAGUUGUCAGGUUGUUUUUAAAAAUGUUAAACAUAACUCAUAAGGCUCAAAAAAACGGAUCUGAACUUUUUGAAAAAAAGCUUUUUAAAAAGCAAUCUUCAUUUAUUUUUAAAUUCUGUCUUUCUCACAGGACUCACCGCCAAUUACAAAGCCGAAAUGUCGCUUUUGGAACGUCUCGGGAACACUUUCCAGUAUUACCUUGGAGUUUACGUCUUUUCCACGGUUGGAGAUGAUCAAGUGCGUCUGAUAAGACAGUUCAUGCCGAAUAUGCGCGAUUGGAGGGUUAGUUCAAAAGAAAGAAAAAAGAAAAGUCAAGGAAGUUCUAGGAAAUAAUCGCUGAAUCCUCUUUCAUUUUCACUAAUUCCCAUCCCUUUCUGGACUUUCCAGGGCCAACUCUUCAGAAAAUCGUCCCGAUUGGUGGAAUAAGUGUCCGGAAGCCAGUUGGGGAGCUUGAUCAGGUUUUUUUUUCUAGUAAUUAAAUAAAAAAAUUUUUGUGGCUCUUUUUUUGAAAAGAGCUUCAGAGUGGUCCCUAUAGGGGCAACCUAGGGACCCUUGAAAGUUCCCCACUUAGGGACCACUUUAGCUCUUCCUAUAGGGGCCACUAGACUUUUCAAAAGUGACCCUUUUAGGGGACACACUAGUUGAUUACUGAUAUAAGUUCUAAGACAAGAAAAUCUGAACAAAAAUUGAGAGACCUCUUUCAGGGGACCACUUGAGCUCGAGGAGCUUAGUAGUCAGACCUUGAAGUUCUGUAAGCGCCACCAAAGUUUUGCCCUCUAGGGGGCUCUUUUUUGUUGCGUACAGGGGUCUGUUUUUCACCCCUAUAGUGACCACUAAGGUGGCUCCUAAGUAUCUAUGGAGCUUCAAAGCCUUUUUAUGAAACUAUACGAACAAUUUUUCAAUGAAGGAAUGGGAAGAGGUCCUGUCCAAACGGAAAUCUACGAUUCUCGUCUCUUUUGGUUCGAAUCUACACUCCAAAAGAUAUGCCGGACGAGUUCAAGUGAGCUCUUAAGCGGAAAUUCGUCACAAAAUAAACUUUCUUCUAAGGAAAUCCCUUCUAACAGUUUUCGAAUCGAUGCCAGAAACGACGUUCAUUUGGAAAUACGAAGAGGAAGGCGCCAAAAUCGCCGAUCACUUGCAAAAUGUCAAACUGAGCACUUGGGUGCCGCAAAACGAACUUUUAGGUUGAUUUUGAAACAUUUUGGGGUUCAAAGAGUUUUACAGCUGAUGAUCGAUUGACGACUUUUAUAACUCAUGGAGGCUUGGGCAGUUCGAUGGAGCUCGCUUUCCUCGGAAAACCGGCGAUUAUGGUGAUUUUUGAGGCUUUUAUGUUACUCAGACGCAGCUUUUAAAGUCUGGAAAGUGCGCUCUAAAGAAAUAUUCAUUUUAUCAUUUGGUUACGCCUCGAGAAGUUCAAAUGAGAAACUUUUUAAGCAUUGGAAAACUGGGAACAUUUUAGUGGCCACUUUAGAGGCUCGCCAAGGACUACUUGGAGAGAACACUAAAGUGACCACUAAACCCAUCUCUAUAGUGGCCCCUAUUUUCCAUUUUAGUGGCCACUAAAGGGGUUCUCUAUUUAGUGGCCACUUGAGUAGUUUUUCAUCCAGUAUUUCUUCCUGUAACUCUGAUUAUUUUAAAACAAACAUAUUGGAUCAGUUAUAUUGGUCCAUUGACCCCUGAAGUGGUCACUAAUUUGGCUACUAUAGUGGCCACUCAAACGUCAAAACCCUAUAGUGGCCACUGAAAAUUUUCCCAGUAUAACUAAAAAGUCGUCAGAAUUUUCCCUCUGUUAAUAGCAAAAAAAUGUUUUCCGCGCCAAGGAUUGAACUCGAGACCCUUCGAGCCAUGACCUAACACUCUACCCACUGCUCUAGGUUCAAAUUAAAUCAAUUCUCAGGUUCCAAUCUACGCGGACCAGGGUCGGAACGCCUUCAUGUUGGAAAGGCAUGGCGGAGUGAUCAUUCUAGAGAAGGAGAAUCUAGAGAAACCUGAGAAAAUUAUCGAAGCGAUUCGAAAAAUUCUAAAUGAUGAGAGGUUAUUCAGAAUAAGCUCCAAUUAAUAAAAGGUUAAUUACAGGUACUCAAAAAACGCGAAAAUCCUUUCCAAGGCCCUAGAAAAUUAUCCACUCGAUGCGAAGGACACAUUUGUGAGGCAUGUGGAAUUCGCGGCCCAGUGAGUUUGAAAAAAAUGAAAAAUUGGUCUGAAAUGAAGUUAGAGCUGAUAAAGAAGAGCGAGUGAUCAACGGCUGCCUGAAGAGACGCCAGAGAAGCUAGAGUGUCUCUUUUUCUCUGCUGUCUCUUCAGCCCAACCUUUUGCUUUUUUUUGGCUCAUAUAAGUGAAAAAUGAUGGUUAAACCAGUAACUCGAGCCAAAAAAAAAACAGUAGCGAGAGAUUCGAACGCUCCAAGAGACACCAGAGAAGCUAGAGGAUCUCUUUUUCUCUCUCGUCUCUUCAGGCCAAGCUGUUUCUUUUUUUUAGCUCAUAGAAGUAAAAAAUGAAGGUAAAACAGUAAAUAGAGCUCAAGAGCCAAAAAAAAAAGCUGAGGAGAGAGAUUCUAGCGACGGAAGAGACUCCAGAGAAGCUAGAGUGUCUCUUUUUCUCUGUUGUCUCUUCAUAAGCCCGUGAUCUCUCGUUGUUCUUCCCUUUACGGAAAAACCAAGCGUAAGAGGCAAAAAAUCUGAAGCGAGAGAGUAGAGGUGGCUGAAGAGACGCCAGAGAAGCUAGAGCGUCUCUUUUUCUCUGCUGUCUCUUCAUGUUCUUUUACUCUCUCGUUCUCGUUUUUUUGAUUUUUUGUUUGUGUUGAAAUUGAAAAAUCAAUAUCUUUCGUGAAACUAGACUCUUUUCAGAUUUGGCCGACUUCCAUCUAUGGAUCCCUACGGCCGGAAACUCUCCACUUUUCAGUACUAUCUCGUCGACGUCAUCUUCUUCAUCAUUUUCGUUUCAAUAUCCUUAUCAUUCCUAGUUUACCUCACAAUUAGAUGGGUAUAUCAGAAUCUAAAGGCAAAAAAAUCACUCAAAAUCGAAAAAAAGGAAAGAUAAAGUAAUAUUUACAUUUUUAUUUCGUUACAAGAUGCUCUACGAGAUCUCUUCUAGAUCAAAAUCGAUUUAUCAAUUGAUUACAAAGAAAAAAUAUGUAUGCUAACACAGGGUGAAGGAGAAUGGAAAUCAAGGAAGGAGGGAAAAAAAUGGAACAACCGAAAACGUUUUGAUAAGUGAAAUAUACCGAAGAUAAGUCUCUCGAAACCAAAAAAUGCAUUUUUUGGGGAAAAUUUUGGUAAAAUGGCACUUAUUGGAUUAAAAAAAACACACAUCAAACAGAAGGAAAAUGGAAAUAUUAAAGCAGAUGGAUGGGUCAAACGAACAAUCUAUACAUAUUACAUGGAAUCGUCGAGAGUAUCAUGCCAUUGAAGAUUAAAAGGGAGAAAUAUCCGACCCGUUUGGGGAAAAUUAGGAAGAAAAUCGAACAAAAAAGACUUUUCACAUUAAAAAGGAAAAAAAGAGAACCGGAAUCGAAGGAAUUAAGGAAGAAGGGGCAAAGGAAGAUCAAGAACCUCGAAUAUUGCAGAGAAUCGAAUAA
Molecule: messenger RNA, 9622 nt
Organism: Caenorhabditis auriculariae
Lineage: Eukaryota; Metazoa; Nematoda; Chromadorea; Rhabditida; Rhabditidae
Source: the annotation of a GenBank genome assembly